AUGAUUGAUUCACAUCAACGUGUUGCGUACAUCAGACUUGAUUCAUUCGAUGCAGGAAACUUUGAUGCUGAUUAUGGAUCACGUAUAGUUGCAAGUGUUGGUUCUCGUUGUUCUCUCUUGAGAAAUGCAAAAGAGUUUUCAAACUUUGAUAAAUGCCCACAUAAAGUAUGGGAAUUAAAAUAUCGUAAUCCACAUACUUCUUCUUUCAUAUUGUCCUUCUCCAAGAAGCGCACUUUUGGAGGCGAUAUUCAAAUUGGAGAAGCAGAGCUCAAAUUAUCCCAUUUUGAGUUGAAUUCAGUUACUAAGCAAGAAGUUAAGCUUAGAAACUUUGGAAAUCGUCGCUUAUCUAGUACUGCGACAAUUUCAGUACAUAUGUGUGAAGAUGGAUCAUAUCCAUUCAGUGCAAGAGAAGGUCAUCUUCUUGAGCAUUCACAUGUUUAA
This is a messenger RNA of Trichomonas vaginalis G3, 441 nucleotides long. RefSeq lists its product as uncharacterized. The coding region runs from base 1 to 441 and encodes 146 amino acids. The record is from RefSeq and is a predicted model, not a curated record. The transcript has a single exon. Lineage: Eukaryota; Parabasalia; Trichomonadida; Trichomonadidae.